ACUGUGCUGCCAGCAAAGGGAGGAGUGUUCACUAUUCACAGUUUAACUCCCUUGCUGUGAAAUGUUUCAAGGUUAAAUGUUUUGGACUUAUUAGCUUUGGUCAGUCUUCCCUUACUCUAAACACCUCUAAGACUCUUUACCAGACUGUGGUUCAGACAGAGCGCUCAGGAGAUGCAGAAGACCGACAGGAAGAAGCGAGUUCCAAGGACCAGCAGGAACCUCACAAAAUCAGCUCCUCACCUCGCUGUCCGUACAGACAGUAAUUCACGUCUUACUCCUGUCCUUAAUUUGGAGCCCAUCGCCGACACUACCAGAGGGACCCAUUUCAUAUUUGGGCCUACGGCUGGUCUUGCUGGAGUGAUAGCUCUCCGAUUGGCGCAGGUUGAGACCGAGGCACAGAUUGCUCUCCGGCAGCUUGCUGCUUUAGCAACCAUCACUUUCGGCAGCCAGUGUCACAGCAACUGGUUUACAGCAGCGCUACCUCCUCACCUGGCCCUCCUGACUCUUUUCAAUCGACCUCAGGCUGUGGGGUACUCAAGCUAUAAAACCUACAGAACCACACGGCCUUGUCCGUCUGCUGCCAUGUAUCACCAACACCCACAGGGCUCACAGCCAUUUUCUAAUGGGGGCAGACCGCCACCUCGUCAGCCACCUCCGAAUCAACAUCAGACUCGCUCUAAUAUGCAGGUGAUGGGUUUCCAGUUUCCUCGUCCGACCCAACUACCUGAUGAGCUUGAGUCUGCACUGGCAAUCCGGGGUGCCAGGGACAUGGACCACCGCCAGAUUGAUCACAUGACCCAGCCAGAUCCACACCAGAACCAAGGUUCUGGGACCAGUCAGCAUGGAAACUUUGGCUCUAACCCAGUAUCCCUCCCCACUGACAGUCAGUCUGAACACCACCAGAGAGUAGAUUGGUCAAGCUACCAACCUCCAGCUAAACUGUUUGCUGCUCCUCCACCUUCUUCAAGUCAUCAGUCACAACAAGCGGCCCAACAGCCGCAGAACACCCAAGCAGGAUCAAGACUCUCAAUUUGGACUCCGUCUGUAUGUGAAUCUCUUUCGAACCAAGUUCGGCAUGUCCACGGUGCCAGUGGGGAGGGUCCGAGUUUAUACACACCAGAGAGCGCAGGAAGUAUCUUGGCUAGCUUUGGACUUUCAAAUGAGGACUUGGAAGUCCUGAGUCACUACCCUGAUGAUCAGUUAACCCCAGACACCUUGCCGUUCAUACUCCGUGAUAUCCAAAUCAACAAGUCAGGGAAACAGAAGACUAAGUUACCUACACCCACCAUGAUAAGUGAUUUCUCAGCUGUGUCUCCAAAGGUGUAUCCCCAUACCUGCUCCCUAUGCCACAUAGUGUGUGACCAGGAAAAGGUGAGUGCCCUCGUGAAUGCCCAUUUAACAGUGUCCAACAGUUUACCUAAACGAGUACCUCUGAGUAAUAAAUUGUAUUUUCUUUCUGUUUCUAGUCGGAGUGGACGAUAUGGCAGCCGUGCUCUGUGGGAUCCCAAGGAUGGCUCUCCAUCCCGCUCCAUGUCUCAGUCGCUGUCUCGUUCUCGUUCUCCAAGUCCUCCUUCAAAAAAACGUCGGGUGGACAGCCACCCAUUCAGGCCACAGAAGAGGCGUAAUUCCCCUCAGCGUUACCCACAGCAGAUGCAUGACACAGAACACAGGGAUCGGUUGAAGUACCGCCACUCUGGCUCACACAGUCCUUCUAAUAUGAACCGAACAUUCAGAGAGUACUGGAGCGCCAGGAGGGACAGGGUUUCAACAGGGAGUUUCUCUCGCGUUGCUGUGAAGCGUCCACGCCGUGACUCAACCAAGCACCCCACUGACACUAGCCGAGAUCGAGCCUCACACUUGGGGGGUCACGGCUCCAAGCAUGGGUCAUCACAGCCCUCCACCAAAAGCCUUAAGGCUCUGAACAAGCAUGGACCUAAGACGGCUAAGAUGUCUGCCAAGCCUCCACCGGCCAAGAAGAAGAAGAAAACUGUGACUCCAGCCUCACAGGACUCUCAGUCUGUUGCCAAUCGUCUGGUGUAUCUGACGGGCAUCCCAGAGGACGCCUCCGAACAGGAGGUCACCGAUUUGGUCGGGGCCUUUGGAAAGAUCAAUAACGUCAUCCUCAUGCCGCGUUCAGAGGAGAGCGAGAAGGGCCAAGGACAGAAGGCCUCUGUAUGCAUGGUGAAGGCUGAAGACGCCCAGGCUCUGGCCACCUCCACAAACCUCUCCAUCAGAGAGCAGCACAUCACAGCUUCAGUAGCUAAGAUGACUGCAGAAGGCAACGCUGACCAGAAGACGUCUAAUGAGAAAGGCAGGCUGCUGAUCACAGGACUUCCUGAGAGCGGCUGGUCAGAAUGUGACAUCAUCAACUUGAUCCAGCCCUUCGACACUCCCUCUGACAUCAUCCUGGCAACACAAAUGGGGAAGGCACUUGUGUCAGUGCCACACAUGGACGUUGUUCAGGAGAUGGUAAAGGUCCACACGUUCGUGCCUGCCAAGGUGAAAGACUGUGAGGUUAAACUGACGCCGCUGAAACAACACAUCAGCUUCAACACACCGAGUCGAGCUCCGGUCAGCUGGAACAGCCUGCUGGUUAUUGGGAAUGUUCCCGACACACCAAGCGGGUCCUCUGAGGUCGAGAAAUUGGUGCGACGCUUUGGAACAGUCAUCAAGACCCUCGUGCUCAGCAGCAUGGUGAUUUGUGAGAUGGCCACUGCAGCCAUGGCCCUGUCCGUGUACAAGCGCUUCCAGGCGUUUCCGUGUAUAAUCCAGAACAACCCGCUGUUCUUCUCCCGCAAGCCCGACCCCAAAGCCAGCACGCAGACUAAAGCCAUCGCUGCCCCUCACGAUGCAUCCGAGGAUCCACCUGCGAAUGGCCAAGCAAAGCAGACGUCUGCAGACAGAGAGGAAGCAGCGCACAGUUCAGGAUCUCCCGAGGAGAGGAUUGACAAACACGGAGACGGAGAUGCUAAUAAGAUGACGGGCAGGGAGGAAACAGCUGAAGAGGUUUUAGAGGCAUGCAAAGACGGUAACGUGGAAAAAGACGAGCUCACGGUUUGUGACUCUGCACCGGAGAAUCAGUUAGAAGCAGACACAACGGGAACGUCAGGCAUUGACGUCAAGACGACGGAGGAGAGUAAAGUCAGUGCAUCUGAAGCAGAACAAACUCCUGCAGACGAAGAGUCACAGCCGCCUCGCCUGGACGGCGAAGCAGGUUCUGAGGAAGCAGCCGAGCUGCCCAAGGUAACUCAAGCCAUGGUUAAUGCGCUGCUUGUGGAGUGCAGAACAGGGCCCACCGGCAGCAGCAGAGCAGCACCCCCCAGUGGAGAAAAGGGGGAACACCAGACAGAGACUAAGCUGGGCCAAAAAGCAACAGAGACUAAAGAGAUGACCAAAAAACAGAUGGGCGUGGAAGGUGAGGUGAAGAGGCAGGAGAAGGAGAGAAAAGAGGCAAGAAAGGAGAAGGAGGUGAGGGAGCGAAUGAAGAGGCAACGGGAGAGGGACAGAAGGGGCUGGGAGAAGGAGGAGAGAGCCAAGAGGGAGUGGGCUGAGAAAUCCAGGAGGGAGAGGAGGGAGGAGGAAAGAAGGGAGUGGGAGAGGAAGGAAAGGGAGAGAAGGGAGAGGAAGAGGGCCCACGGCAACGGUCUAUCGGGGUCGAGGUUGUCCUCCAGAGACACUGAGAAAGUGAUUUUAAUGUGGUUUGGUGUAUUGUUAUUGGUCCCUGUGUCAUUUGUACAUGAGCUGGACCUGAGUGAUGCAGCCAUUGAUGUGACAGCAGCUCCAGCGAAGCCUGAGCUCACACCUGAGGGGGAUGUAACAGCUAAUCUGCUCCCCAGUGCUGCUGUGUCCCCACCGCCUGCACACAGCCCAGUGCAUAACCCAUCCGAGGCUGACGUCACACCUCAGCCAGAUUCCUCAUUAACUGCUGAGUUCGCCCCAGAGGACCAAAGUGUUCCCGUCCCUGCAGCUGCAGCAGCUUCCUCCUCAGCAGCAGAAAGAGGCCAAGAUGGCGAUGAGGAGAAUCUUCUGGAACCUCGCGAGACUGUUGAAGAAGAGAAGAUGGGAUUGGUCAACCAGGAGGAACACUUGAAGGUGCAGGACCAGGAGAACAAGGACAGGAGAGAGACGGCUGCAGAAACUGGGAAACAGGAGCAAUCUGAACAAAACCCCAGUGCUGAAGAGGAGAGCGAGAAAUUCGAAACAGAACAUUCCCUCCCUCCUUUUGACCCCAGCAACCCAGUUGGUUUGGAGUUCCUGGUCCCAAAGACGGGUUUUUUCUGUAAGGUGUGCGCUCGGUUCUUCAGCGGCUCCAAGGAGGCUGAAAUCAGCCACUGCAAAACCCGCAAACACUACGAGACGCUGCAGAAAUACUUGAAGACGUCCAAAACAACGAGCGAGACUGCCAAGCCCGACUCCAGCUGAACGUGCUCCUGAUGCUUUGGGUCCAGAUUCUCAUGUAGAUUUAGUAAACCGUCACAUUUUAAACUUGAACUGUUAACUGUUUUUUUUGUAAUGUUUGAGGUUUAAUUGAACACUUUAACUCCAUUUCUAAAGACAGUUGCUGUUUGCUUCACAGCGUCGCCACGUCCAAAUCUGAUGUUUAUUUUGGUUCUUGAUGGGUGGGGGAGGCUGCAUUUGAUUGCAUCUCAUAGAUAACAUUAGUGAUGGAAACUGUGCUGAAGAUGAACUCCAUCAGGAAUCGUACACAAUCGAGAUGUUUUUAGUGAACUAUUGUUUUCCUCCUGAGUCUCAUUUCAGCUGUGAAAUAAAGAUAUCAAUAUUCUGAGCACCCA
This is a messenger RNA of Neolamprologus brichardi, 4793 nucleotides long. The record is from RefSeq and is a predicted model, not a curated record. Lineage: Eukaryota; Metazoa; Chordata; Actinopteri; Cichliformes; Cichlidae.